AUUGACGCACACUGCUUUGACAUGUUCUUUUUCAGGCGUACGUCUUUGCGCUUACAUCGUACACCGAUUUCUUCCGUGAAAAAUCAUGGCUGACGUAGCAGAGAACGUUGUGGAGAACAUCGAGGAGUCGGCGGCGCCCAUGGAGGCCGAGGCUGCUGAGGCUGUAGUGGACACAACCGUGGUGGCUACCACUGAACUGCCUGAGAUCAAGCUGUUCGGUCGUUGGUCCUGCGAUGAUGUGACUGUCAACGAUAUUUCGCUCCAGGAUUACAUUUCCGUCAAGGAGAAGUUCGCACGCUACCUGCCCCAUUCGGCUGGUCGCUAUGCUGCCAAGCGUUUCCGCAAGGCCCAGUGCCCCAUUGUAGAACGUCUGACCUGCUCCCUGAUGAUGAAGGGACGCAACAAUGGCAAGAAGCUCAUGGCCUGCCGCAUUGUCAAGCACUCCUUCGAGAUCAUUCACUUGCUCACCGGCGAGAACCCACUCCAGAUCUUGGUGAGCGCCAUCAUCAACUCUGGCCCACGUGAGGACUCCACGCGUAUCGGUCGUGCUGGUACAGUCCGUCGCCAGGCUGUGGAUGUCUCCCCCUUGCGUCGUGUCAACCAGGCUAUCUGGCUGCUGUGCACCGGUGCUCGUGAGGCUGCCUUCAGGAACAUCAAGACAAUUGCUGAGUGCUUGGCUGAUGAGCUCAUCAACGCCGCCAAGGGUUCCUCCAACUCGUAUGCCAUUAAGAAGAAGGACGAAUUGGAGCGUGUGGCCAAGUCCAACCGUUAAGGAGCUACUACAACUCAUACACAAUUAUACCAUUUUUUUAAUGUCCAAUUAAAGUCUAAAACGCUUUCCGUUCGAUUUAAAUGUUGUGUGUGUAAAUGAACUGAAAGAAUUGUUUUUUAAGAGUGGGCAUUAAAGUGGAGUGGUGGUGGAGCGACGAUACACAAGAAUUGUACAACAAAUAAAUUUGUGUGAAGACCAA
This is a messenger RNA of Drosophila busckii, 971 nucleotides long. RefSeq names its product 40S ribosomal protein S5a (gene RpS5a). Gene Ontology annotation, molecular function: rRNA binding; mRNA binding; structural constituent of ribosome. The coding region runs from base 86 to 772 and encodes 228 amino acids. The transcript has 5 exons. The record is from RefSeq and is a predicted model, not a curated record. Gene Ontology annotation, biological process: translation; ribosomal small subunit assembly. Gene Ontology annotation, cellular component: ribosome; cytosolic small ribosomal subunit. Lineage: Eukaryota; Metazoa; Arthropoda; Insecta; Diptera; Drosophilidae.